AUGGCGAUGCAGAACAUUCUGAUUUUGAGUUUAGUGUGGGUUUAUGCUUUAAAUCUGCAGCUGAGUUUAGAGAGGCGAUUAGAACUUAUUCUACUAAACAAGCAAGGCCUUUGGUUUUUAGGAAGAACUGCAGUAACAAAGUUCAAGGCUUUAUUCGCUAAGCAUUGUAGCUCCAAGUAUCUCGCUAACAAGUACGUAAGUCAUUUGAGAAGUAAUCCCGAGUGGCCUGUCAACUCAAUGCUAGAAAUAAUGCAGAUGGAAUGCAAAACUAAUCUGACAAUUUCGAAGAUGCACAGAACAAAAAAACAGGCAUUGAAAUUGAAUGAGGGAACAGAGGCCCAACAAUAUGCCAAACUGUGGGAUUACAUUGAAGAAAUGAAGACAAAAAAUCCCGACACCACCAUCAAGGUUAAAUGUAAAAGUGCGAUGGAUUCUGAAACCGCAACUUUUAAAGCAUUAUACAUUUGUUGGGGUGCUCUCAAGAAGGGUUUUUUAGCGGGAUGCAGACCGAUCAUUGGCUUGGAUGGGACUCACUUGAAAACUGCCAAAGGAGGUGUUUUGUUAACUGCAAUUGGUGUUGAUGGCAAUAAUUGCAUGUACCCCUUUGCAUAUGCUAUGGUUAUCAAGGAAAAUACCAAAACAUGGGAAUGGUUUGUAAGUUUACUUAUUGAUGACUUGGGAAUUAAAAAUAGUUUUGGGUAUACGAUAAUUUCUGACAAGCAGAAGGGUCUGAUUAAGGCGAUUGAGAAUUUAUUACCCAAUUCUGAACAUAGAUUCUGUUUGAGACACAUGUACAACAACUUUAAGAUGAAGCACAAAGGAUUAGCUUUGAAAGACUUGUUGUGGAGGGCUGCUACAUCGACUAGAGUGGCGGACUUUAACAGAGUGAUGGAGGAAUUUAAAAAAGUUGAUUCUGCCGCAUUUGAUUGGUUGAAAGGGAAAUCUCCUAUGAAUUGGUCUAGAUCCCACUUUAGUACUUGGCCUAAGUGUGACAUGCUAUUGAACAACUUGUGCGAAAGUUUCAACAGGGUGAUUAUGAAAGCUAGGGAUAAGCCAAUAAUUACAAUGUGUGAGAUAAUCAGAUUACUGUUGAUGAAGAGAAUUCAUGUGCAAAGGGAUAAAGUUUUGAAGUCUAAAGGUAUUCCCUGUGUUCAUGGCAUUGCUUGUAUAUUCCACAAUAGAGCUAAGGUGGAAGAUUAUGUAGAUAAAUGGUAUACCAAAGAUACAUUUUUUAAGGCAUAUGAGCAUGUGAUGGAACCUGUAAGAGGUAGGGAGGAGUGGCCACAUUCAAAUUUAAAACCAUUGGUACCAUGGAUUUUAGAGACCAAAAAGCUUGGAAGGCCAUGCAAAUAUGCAAGGAAGAAAGAACUGGAUGAGUUAAUAAUCCAGCAAGAGAUUGGGAAAAAAAUGAGAAAAGGAGGAUCUAAGUACAUGUGCUCGAAAUGCGGAAGAGUUAAGAAGAAAGUUGCUACAUCUAAUCAGCCUCUUGAUUCAAACAUUAAUGUUGGUGUAAAUGUUUAUUAA
Molecule: messenger RNA, 1524 nt
Organism: Erythranthe guttata (spotted monkey flower)
Lineage: Eukaryota; Viridiplantae; Streptophyta; Magnoliopsida; Lamiales; Phrymaceae
Source: RefSeq, a predicted model, not a curated record